AUGACGGACCUCACACCAGCCCUGAACCAGCUUCUGUCCACCAAACAUGGCUCUUCAAUUCCGAGCCCGAAGACCCGGCGGCCCUCCACCGAGACCGCCGACGAGUUCCUGAAAGAAGCAUAUCGAAUUAACUCCCACAUCCACUCUCUACUCCAAUACCUCCAAUCCAUCCGACACGCCUACCUGUCCACAACAACAGCAGCAUCGCAACGCCGCGCAAGCAAUGCCCGAACCCACAAAACCUCUCCAUCUUUCUCCUCACCGUCAUUUACUCCCACCGGAAAGGGAACCCUCCCACCACAGCACCAGCACACCCCCUCCAAAACCCAAACCCACCUCACCGACCCCGAGCGCGACGCCGUCGACUCCUCAACCGCCCUCCUCCUCCGCGACCUCGCCGCCUCCAUCGCCAACCUCGCCUCCGCAGAAUCCCUGCGCCAAGAAACCGAGUCCACCGUCCUCCGCAAGCAGUACGGCCACAGCGCCGCCGGCGCGCUGCUCUGGCGCUGGGCCGGCGGCUCAGGCGCCCUGGGUGACAGCGGGGCCGAGACUGCCCCCGAUGGCAAAUCCGUGGAGCAGAUGCAGGCGGAAGAGCGCGCGCGCUCGGUCCGCACGGUGAGGGAAAGCGUGUUGUGGUUUUUGCGCCGGGGGCUCGAGGGUGCGGCGAGUGUGCAGCGCGAGAUGGUUGAGAAGCGUAUUGAGCGUGUGCGGGAGAAGGAGAAGAGUGUGCUUUAUAAGGCUACUGCUGGCGGUCUUCCCCCUUCUUCUGCGGCUGCACGGUCAAGGAAGGAAUCCGUGGGCCCGGCCGAGGCUGGUCGCCGGCGUUCGGGUGCAGGAGCUGCGUCGCCGCCUUUAUCUGCUCCUGAUGCGGCGGUUCUCAGUGAUGCCGAUACCGCACAGAUCGAGUCGCAGCUCUCGCCGGAGCAGUUGCAGCUGUUUGCUGAGGAGAAUGAUUCCAUGCUACGGCAUUACCAGGAUACGUUGGGGAAAGUCCAAAACGCCGAGAAAUCUCUCGUCGAAAUCUCUUCGCUCCAAGAAACCCUCGUCUCGCACCUGGCCACCCAGGAAGAGUACAUCGCGCAGCUCGUCACGGACGCAGAUACCACGCAGACGAAUGUCGGCCGCGGCAAUCGUGAGCUCAAGCGUGCCACCGAGCGGCGGAGUACGGCGCAGGCGGUGUUCUGGGGGACCGUGGGUCUGUGUACGUGGCUGGUGGUGUGGGACUUGGUUUUUUGA
Penicillium alfredii is the source of this 1236-nucleotide messenger RNA. RefSeq lists its product as uncharacterized. The transcript is spliced from 3 exons. The coding region runs from base 1 to 1236 and encodes 411 amino acids. The record is from RefSeq and is a predicted model, not a curated record. Lineage: Eukaryota; Fungi; Ascomycota; Eurotiomycetes; Eurotiales; Aspergillaceae. Gene Ontology annotation, cellular component: endoplasmic reticulum; SNARE complex. Gene Ontology annotation, biological process: retrograde vesicle-mediated transport, Golgi to endoplasmic reticulum.